AUGUUGCGAGCAGCAGCAUUGCGAGAAUACAGCAUGGGCUAUCAAAACGUUAAGCGUUGUAUUAAUAUAGUACAUCGUGUACAGAUUCAUAAAACUCUUCAUCGGCACUCCAUACCACCGAGUUCUGAAUCAGUCUUGAGAUCUCGUUUCGAUCGCCAGAAAAUGAACGCGGCGAAACGAAACAUGUUGCGAGCAGCAGCAUUGCGAGAAUACAGCAUGGGCUAUCAAAACGUUAAGCGUUGUAUUAAUAUACGUUGUAUUAAUAUAGUACAUCGUGUACAGAUUCAUAAAACUCUUCAUCGGCACUCCAUACCACCGAGUUCUGAAUCAGUCUUGAGAUCUCGUUUCGAUCGCCAGAAAAUGAACGCGGCGAAACGAAACAUGUUGCGAGCAGCAGCAUUGCGAGAAUACAGCAUGGGCUAUCAAAACGUUAAGCGUUGUAUUAAUAUAGUACAUCGUGUACAGAUUCAUAAAACUCUUCAUCGGCACUCCAUACCACCGAGUUCUGAAUCAGUCUUGAGAUCUCGUUUCGAUCGCCAGAAAAUGAACGCGGCGAAACGAAACAUGUUGCGAGCAGCAGCAUUGCGAGAAUACAGCAUGGGCUAUCAAAACGUUAAGCGUUGUAUUAAUAUAGUACAUCGUGUACAGAUUCAUAAAACUCUUCAUCGGCACUCCAUACCACCGAGUUCUGAAUCAGUCUUGAGAUCUCGUUUCGAUCGCCAGAAAAUGAACGCGGCGAAACGAAACAUGUUGCGAGCAGCAGCAUUGCGAGAAUACAGCAUGGGCUAUCAAAACGUUAAGCGUUGUAUUAAUAUAGUACAUCGUGUACAGAUUCAUAAAACUCUUCAUCGGCACUCCAUACCACCGAGUUCUGAAUCAGUCUUGAGAUCUCGUUUCGAUCGCCAGAAAAUGAACGCGGCGAAACGAAACAUGUUGCGAGCAGCAGCAUUGCGAGAAUACAGCAUGGGCUAUCAAAACGUUAAGCGUUGUAUUAAUAUAGUACAUCGUGUACAGAUUCAUAAAACUCUUCAUCGGCACUCCAUACCACCGAGUUCUGAAUCAGUCUUGAGAUCUCGUUUCGAUCGCCAGAAAAUGAACGCGGCGAAACGAAACAUGUUGCGAGCAGCAGCAUUGCGAGAAUACAGCAUGGGAUAA
Messenger RNA from Ctenocephalides felis (cat flea), 1155 nucleotides. RefSeq lists its product as uncharacterized. NCBI's taxonomy places the organism in Eukaryota, Metazoa, Arthropoda, Insecta, Siphonaptera, Pulicidae. The record is from RefSeq and is a predicted model, not a curated record. The transcript is spliced from 3 exons. The coding region runs from base 1 to 1155 and encodes 384 amino acids.